Molecule: messenger RNA, 621 nt
Organism: Oldenlandia corymbosa var. corymbosa
Lineage: Eukaryota; Viridiplantae; Streptophyta; Magnoliopsida; Gentianales; Rubiaceae
Source: the annotation of a GenBank genome assembly
AUGGAUGUGAAAGGAUUCACCCAGAUGUCAAUGCAAGAACUGGCUAUUAAAAAAUGUUUCUUUAAUGGUAUUGAUUGGCCUUCAAAUCAAACUACAGCAAAGUGUGUUGAUGUUAAGCCCAAUCAAUGGGAGUUCAUGAUCAUGAAGGAAAAUAAUGAACCAGUAGGUUUUGAAGGCCGGAUGUGGGAGGAGUUUCAUGACUAUUAUUAUAACAAAAUAAAAUGUGUGAAUGUAAUUGUUAUUUACAUUGGAAAUUUGUAUUUCCAUUUAAGGCUUUUCAACAAUGAAGGUUACUGCUGCAACCUAGAUAUUGUUGAUUCAGAUACAUCUAAAGGUGAAGUUGACACAGUGGACUAUCUAUGCAGCAACGGAGAUACCCUGGCAUAUAGUACGCCGAUGAAGUUAGAUGACUACACAAAUGCUAUUUUAUACUAUGAUGGAGUUCCAGUAAUUAACAUGCAUCGAGCUGUCACUAAUGACAAUCCACAUCGGUUUGUUAUUGAAGGUGAUAUAAAGUACAUGGUGGAUUUGAAGAAAAUACCUUUAGGUAUAACUUUAGGGUUCCGUAUAGAUGCUCGCAAGGCAUGUAAUAAAGAGUAUCUGAUUAUAGAAGUCCUGUAA